AUGCACUGGCCAUGCGCCGCACAAGCAACACACAGAGGAGAUCAUGCGCUGGCCAUGCGACGCAUAGCCAGCGCACAAGCGGCGUACUUUACUCGAAUACGAAGGACUGCGAGUCAAAAUGAUCUUGAGGAAUUCAAUCCUGAGCCUGAACCGAAAGUGAGAGAGGUUGCAGUGCCUCGUGUGGCAGAUGUAACUUCGAGCAUUGUCAAGCCCACCAUCGAAGGGCACUAUUGUGGAUACUUUCUCUACUGGAAGGGUCACCAAAGAAUAUGUGCGGCUGAUACUAUUCCCCUUUUCUCUAUUGGGAAUGCAAGUAACUGGUUAUUAGCAGAGCCCGCAAAUUCUAUCACUUCAUGGGAUGAUUUGGCGACGAAAUUCUUGACAAGGUUCUUUCCACCAGCAAAGACAGCUCGACUCCGAAGAGAGAUCAUGUCAUUCAGGCAGAAAAGUGGGGAAAAUUUGUAUCAAGCGUGGGAGAGGUUCAAAGGUCUUCUCAGAGAUUGCCCUCACCACCAUCAGUCGAAUGAAGUUCUAGCACACACAUAUAUUGAGAGUCUGGAUGUCCAACAUAAGUCAUCACUAGACACUGUUGCAGGAGAGAUUGAUGCCAUGCGCACUGAAAUCAAGAAGUUAACUGCUGCGCGAGCUCCACCACAGGUAAUGCAAGCAAGGGGAAAGGAAACAAUAAUCAAUACGGGAAUUCCUACAACCCAAAUUGGAGGAAUCACCCAAAUUUUAGGUGGAGUGACAACCCAGGCUAAUGUGGUUGCUGAUGCUUUGAGUAGGAAAUCUAUGGGCACGUUGGCUUAUUUGCGUGCACAUGAAAUCCCCAUGGGGAAGGAAAUUCGAAGACUUGCUAGUCUUGGGGUCAGACUUGAUGAAACUGAAGAUGGAGAGUUAGUGGGAAUCACGCCAUCACGAAAGGGCAAUCUUAGUCCUCGCUACAUUGGUCCAUAUGAGAUUACUAGAAGAGUUGGGAAGGUAGCUUAUGAGUUGAGAUUACCGGCUGAGAUGUCCAUGGUUCAUCCGGUGUUUCACAUUUCGAUAUUGAGGUUGUAUAAAUCUGACCCUUCUCAUGUGUUUAACUAUGAAGAGGUUGAGAUUGAUGAAUCCUUGUCUUAUGAAGAAGAACCGCCCGCAUUUUGGAUCGCCAAGUUAGAAGGUUGA
Lycium ferocissimum is the source of this 1167-nucleotide messenger RNA. RefSeq lists its product as uncharacterized. The transcript is spliced from 8 exons. NCBI's taxonomy places the organism in Eukaryota, Viridiplantae, Streptophyta, Magnoliopsida, Solanales, Solanaceae. Bases 1 to 1167 code for a protein of 388 amino acids. The record is from RefSeq and is a predicted model, not a curated record.